GAGUAAUAUAUUUUUUUAAAUAUUUUUUUUUGUUCCUUGCAAAACCGAAUGCAAAGGUGCCAAAGUGUUUGUUUAAAUGUGCCAUGUGCUAACUAAUCAAGUGAUUUUCUAAUCGCUGCAAUUUCCAACUCCUGCGACCUUGAAUGGUAGUCAAAACAACACAACAUCGCUGCACAUGUUUAAAUCUAAAUGUUAAAGAAAAAAGGGAAAAAUUUGAUCGGCUAUCGACAAGAUUCAGUGCCAGAAAGCAGCUGAGUUUUUCGCGAAACUAAGAUGAAGGUUACUGAUUUCUCUCGAGCACAUUCCGUAAGUCACGUCGCCCCGUGCAAAGGAUGAGGCUUUCAAAAGGAUAUAGGACAUUAUCACCAGCAUCGAACGCUGCCCAGACAUUGCCACUCUCCUACAAAUCACAAACCAGUCUGAGCCUCCUUCGGCUGCUCGCAAUUGUCUUGGUGCUUGGACCGCAAGUUCAUGUUCUAUGCUCAGCAUCCGUCGAACCAAAAACCCCCUCGACAAGUACACAACCCAGAAUCGGCGAGAAUCGUACUUUACUUUUUGAUGACUAUAAUAAAAAUAAGACGAUAUUAUCAACUGCUGACUACCAGUCAGCCACAAGAGCCACCCUUUACGCAUAUUCAUCGCAGGACCAGGACCAGGAUCAGUACCAGUCCCAAAUGCCAAGCGCCAUUCCCACAAAAAUGAGCAGGGAUAAAGCAAUCAUUGGGGGGACACCGGGCAGCGGUGUGGAGAUUAGCGAUAGCCAUCCAAUCAAAAAUGUUGGUACAACUGAUCAGCUAACGACAGUUACGAUGCCGACAACAGCGUUUGAGUCCCUGAAAACCGAUAAGAGUACGAUAAAACAGCCAAUCGAUUCCACCCGCACGAGAAAUCAUUGGACAGCGAGUGGAUUCGCCCGUGUCACAGAACGACCACGAAGUAAGCACCACCAUGAGCACCACUGGGGACCCUUUUUUGAGGAGCCCAUAAACUCGCCAACUUCGGGAGACAAUCUCGUGUCCGCCGUGCAUUUGUUCACGGAGGCUGUGCUCAACUGUCGUGUCGGUAUGCUCAAGGACAAAACCGUCAUGUGGGUCAGGCGAACGGCCGAAAAGGUAUCACUCCUGACUGUUGGCAACGUGACCUACAGUGGAGACCCGAGGAUUCGGGUGAAGUUCCAGUACCCGAACAACUGGCGAUUACUUAUCAACCCAACGCAGACUGAAGAUGCCGGAGUUUACAUGUGCCAGGUUUCCACCCAUCCACCCCGGGUAUUCACCACAAACCUCACCAUCUUGGAACCGCCUCUAAGGAUAAUUGAUGAGCACGAGCGGGAUGUCGGGGAUCGUUAUUAUAAGUCAGGCAGCACCGUCGAUCUGCAAUGCCAAAUAUCUCGUAGCUUUUUCCAAAAGGAACGUCAAGCCAUUCUUAAAUCAUCAACGGAUUCUGCAAAUGAUGCUGUACAAAAACUGUUUAAUGAGACAAAUAGUGAGCUUAAUUUAAUCAACGGCAACUCAAGUCAGUUGCCGCCGCAUAAAUUCUCUGGCCAGGAUCUGGAAAAGUACUUUACCAAGUUUAUAACCUGGGCAAAAGAUGAAGAGCCACUCCAAGGGAUGACCAAUAAACGCUUAAGUGUUUCCGACGUAUGGCUAACCAGUCGUAUCUCCAUUGGGGAUGCCAAACUCUCCGAUAGUGGAAACUAUUCCUGUUCUCUUGGCCGACUCUUCACCGUAAUUGUCCAAGUUCAAGUGCUCACAGGGGAACUACCCGCAGCUGUCCAGCACAAUAUAGCAUCAAGGCCCCAAAUCUGCUCCCUGGCACUAUUGGGACUUCUCAUCAAACUCAUUUUCCUCUUCACUUGCCUAAAAACUGAUGAAAGUCGAAUAUUCUGAGGCAUAUUAAUCUGACGAUUUUCACAAACAAUUAACCAAUAUAAUAUUAAGGAUAAAGAAAAAGAAAUUGGCUGGUUCUAAACAGAAGGUUUUAGUUUUAAUGUUUAGAAUCAGAAUGGUGAUUUCAUUACAUAUUUGUGUUAUAGUGCCUACGGUGUAAUAAGACUUCAGGUUUUGGUUUUGACAAAUAUUCUUAAAAUUUUGUUAAAAUUGAAAUUCGGUAAUUGGAAUUAAUUAGGCAACAAGUACGGAAACAAUAACAUUCCAAAUUCUAAUGAAAAAACCGAUUUAAAACGGUUUAAAAAAAUUCAAAUGUCAAACUUUUGUUCUAGUUAAUUUAGUAAUCUCUUAAAGAGUUAAGGAACUGGCAAGGAAAUGUUUAAUUUACCUUUCUGCGACGACUUAAAGCUGAUGAAAAUUAGUAUAUUUAUGAUUAUUUUAUUCCUUCAACCACUUUUGCAGGCAAAUCAAAUGUAUCAUACGCUAUUUUUUGUGUUUUGUACCACUAGUUCACAGGAUAACAAGUUUUUUCAAGAAAACAACAACGAUCUGAUUAAAACCUUAUGCGGUAUAC
Drosophila takahashii is the source of this 2463-nucleotide messenger RNA. RefSeq names its product defective proboscis extension response 18 (gene dpr18). Gene Ontology annotation, cellular component: neuron projection membrane. The record is from RefSeq and is a predicted model, not a curated record. NCBI's taxonomy places the organism in Eukaryota, Metazoa, Arthropoda, Insecta, Diptera, Drosophilidae. Gene Ontology annotation, biological process: synapse organization.